GCACGAAUGCAACAUGAGACUUAAGAAGUGGAAGUCAAAGCACUCCGGGCUUCACGCGCUGCAGAGGCUCUCGUUGCACCCGGACUAGCGCGUGCUCACACACUUGUGGGGUUCGAAAGAAUAUGCGACUUUAAAUACCGAUCAUUAUUAAUGUACUAAACAGCGCGUGCGCGUGUGUGUGAACUACAGGAAGGGACCAGGCGCGUGAAGGGGUGUGUGUGUGUGUGCGCGUGUCUCUCAGGUGUGUGUGUGUGUGUGUGUGUGUGUGUGUGCGCGCGUGUCUCUCAGGUGUGUGUGUGUGUUAGGUGUGCCACUAUGCUGUCGAGACUGCGUGUGAGUGUGUGGCCGUGUCUGAGUGUGUGUCGCUUGGCUCACACUAAAGAGAAAGGCAAACCACUGAUGCUCAACCCACGCACCAACAAGGGCAUGGCCUUCACCCUGAAGGAGAGGCAGGUUCUGGGACUCCACGGUUUGCUGCCCCCGAAGAUUGAGACUCAGGACCUCCAGGCCAUGCGUUUCCAGAAGAACCUGAGGAAGAUGUCCGACCCCCUGCAGAAGUAUAUCUACCUUAUGGGGAUUCAGGAGCGUAAUGAGCGUUUGUUCUAUCGGGUGUUGAUGGAGGAUAUAGAGGCUCUGAUGCCCAUUGUGUACACGCCCACUGUGGGACUGGCCUGCACCCAAUACGGACACAUCUUCCGCAGACCGAAAGGCCUCUUUAUUUCCAUUAUGGAUCAGGGACACAUCCGUUCCAUCCUGGACAACUGGCCAGAAACUAACGUGAAGGCUGUGGUAGUGACCGAUGGUGAGAGGAUUCUGGGACUGGGUGAUCUCGGUGUGUAUGGAAUGGGCAUUCCUGUAGGGAAGCUGUGUUUGUACACUGCCUGUGCUGGGAUCAGACCAGAAAGCUGCCUGCCGGUGUGUAUCGAUGUGGGAACAGAUAAUGAGAAGUUGCUGAAGGACCCGUUCUACAUGGGGCUGUACCGGCGGCGGGAGCGCUCACAGAGGUACGAUGACCUGAUCGAUGAGUUCAUGGAGGCCGUGGUGGACAAGUACGGUCAGGACACACUCAUACAGUUCGAGGACUUUGGAAAUCACAAUGCCUUCCGCUUCCUGAAAAAAUACAGACAUCGAUACUGCACCUUCAAUGAUGACAUCCAGGGCACUGCAGCAGUAGCUCUGGCCGGUUUGUUGGCAGCACAGCGUGUGGUGGGGAAACCGAUCACUGAGCACACAGUUCUGUUUCUGGGAGCUGGAGAGGCGGCUCUGGGCAUCGCUAACCUCAUCGUCAUGGCGAUGAUGGAGGAGGGGGUGAGUCAGGCAGACGCACGCAAGAAGAUCUGGAUGUUCGAUAAAGACGGUCUCCUAGUCCAGGGCAGAUCUCAGUCCACAGACAGUAAUCAGGAAGCAUUUGUUCACCCGAGUCCUGGAGAUGUAAAGAGUUUUCUGGAUGCUGUUAAUGUCAUCAAGCCCACAGCCAUCAUUGGUGUGGCAGGGGCGGGGCGUCUCUUCACUCAUGAUGUCAUCAGAGCGAUGGGCUCGUUUAAUGAGCGGCCAAUCAUCUUCGCUCUCAGCAACCCCACUGCUAAAGCUGAGUGUACAGCAGAGGACGCCUACGGUCUCACACAUGGUCGGUGUCUGUUUGCCAGUGGCAGUCCGUUUGGUGCGGUUACUCUGGAUGACGGCAGAAUCCUCAUCCCAGGACAGGGGAACAACGCAUACAUAUUUCCUGGUGUAGCCCUGGCGGUGAUCCUCAGUGGAGUUCGACACAUCAGUGAUACGGUGUUCCUUGAAGCUGCCAAGACCCUGGCAGAUCAGCUGACAGAUGAGGAGUUGAGUCAGGGUCGACUUUAUCCUCCACUGUCCAGCAUCAGAGAGGUGUCUGUGCAGAUGGCCGUCAAGGUGGUGGAGUACCUGUACAGUAAGGGUAUGGCGUUCCGGUACCCUGAGCCCGUGGAUAAAGAGGCCCAUGUGAGGUCAGUUGUGUGGAACACGCAGUAUGACUCCUUCCUCCCGGACACCUACGAAUGGCCCGGAGUCUCCCACAGCCCCAUCCUCGACUAGCCCUCAGUGUCCAGGAACACUCCUCCUGACCACCUGAAUUCCAGCUCACUAGUGCAGGAACACUCCAACACCCACAACGCACUCACAAAACAUGAGCGCACACACACACGCAAAAACAUUAUCAUAAAGGAAAUGUACACUCCACACACACACACACACACACACACACAGUGCACUCACAAAACAUGAGCGAGCACACACACGUACAAACAUUAUCAUAAAGGAAAUGUACACUCCACACACACACACGCGCGCACACACACACACGCAAAAACAUUAUCAUAAAGGAAAUGUACACUCCACACACACACAGUGCACUCACAAAACAUGAGCGAGCGCACACACACACACAAACAUUAUCGAUAAGGAAACACACAAUCAUAAAGGACACACACUCCAUGCACACAUAUAUUAAUUAUAUAAUAUAAUAUAAUAUAAUAUAAUAUAAUUAAUAUAAUAUAAUAUAAUAUAAUAUAAUAUAAUUACACCCACACCAUGUACACAGUUCCUCAGGCUGGAAUUAGUUAAACACACUCAGUCAGUCAGUGUAUAAAGAAUAGCUGCUCUCAUUCACAUCACUCCAGUAGACUAGCCAGCUGACCAGUCCUCCUCCCUCCUAAUGCGGUCACUAAUUCCUCUACACUGAGAGCUUGAUCUUACUGACUGGACAGUAUGAGAGAUGGUGGACACGGAGUCUGCCGUGAGGAAGGAGGAGAUCUGAGAGGAAGACCAGACCAGAGCAUGUGCUGCUUCACAUAGCCAGGAGAGUGUGAUGAUACCUGCUGCUCAUCUCCCUGCUCCUGGUCAUGAAGGGAUUAUCACCACUACACACACACUCCUGCAUUGACCUGUGUGUGUGUGUGUGUGUGUGUGUGUGUGUGUUCAGCUUACUGACCUCUUCCUUUCCUCAGCUUCACAACUCGCCUGUGUGUUACUGUACCUCUGACUAGUCUCAGUUUAGCUGUGUGUGUGUGUAGCUCAGUGUGACUGAGCCAUGGACAAGCUGGUGAUGAUGAUGAUGAUGAUAAUAAUAAUAAUAGAGGUUUGUGUACGCUGACAAUUUACAACUGAUUUUAGUUGGAAAAAGUCUUUGCUAAAUGAAUAAAUGUAUAAAAUAUCA
Messenger RNA from Hemibagrus wyckioides, 3181 nucleotides. It is a transcript of the gene me2, whose product is annotated as malic enzyme 2, NAD(+)-dependent, mitochondrial. The transcript is spliced from 15 exons. Gene Ontology annotation, biological process: malate metabolic process; pyruvate metabolic process. The coding region runs from base 316 to 2061 and encodes 581 amino acids. Gene Ontology annotation, cellular component: mitochondrion. Lineage: Eukaryota; Metazoa; Chordata; Actinopteri; Siluriformes; Bagridae. Gene Ontology annotation, molecular function: malate dehydrogenase (decarboxylating) (NAD+) activity; malate dehydrogenase (decarboxylating) (NADP+) activity; NAD binding. The record is from RefSeq and is a predicted model, not a curated record.